Messenger RNA from Drosophila biarmipes, 2928 nucleotides. RefSeq lists its product as uncharacterized. The record is from RefSeq and is a predicted model, not a curated record. The transcript is spliced from 10 exons. Bases 455 to 2668 code for a protein of 737 amino acids. Gene Ontology annotation, molecular function: kinase binding; ubiquitin binding; molecular adaptor activity. NCBI's taxonomy places the organism in Eukaryota, Metazoa, Arthropoda, Insecta, Diptera, Drosophilidae. Gene Ontology annotation, cellular component: cytoplasm. Gene Ontology annotation, biological process: regulation of hippo signaling; negative regulation of organ growth; regulation of DNA-templated transcription.
GGCUCGCGAGGUUGUCUAUAGCUCCGCGAUUCCGGGAAACCCUUGGACAUCUCUGUUCGAUUCGAUUCCGUUCCGGGUAGUUAAGCCCUCCACUGAAGGCACGCCACCUCAUGUGUGUUGUGGUCCCUUUUCCUUUUUCCCGGCUGGCACUGCCUUGUAAACAAAAAUAGCUCCGCUGCCUGGCCGCCGGGGGUGGUUACAACCCCCAAAUCCGAACCAUCCGACAAAGGCAACUACAAAGCUCCGCAGGAUAAGCAAGGGCACUCCUGGCUGCCUGACUGCCUGGCUGCCAAUUUUUUCGGGGUUGCAGACAGUCGGCAAACAAGCUGCGAAUGCGACUUUAAAUGUCCAUAAACAUUCGGCCAGUAAAAAUAAUAGCAUAAACCAACAGUCGUUCGGAGUAUCUUGCAUCGCCAAGUGCAACUGUAUCUGUAUCUGCUUUUGAGCGGUGAAAAUGAGCGAGUCCGGUGGAUAUCAGAAAAUGCCGCCCGGCUGGGACUGCAAAUACGAUCAGACAACUGGAAAUUGCUAUUACAUAAACUACCUGACCAAGGCCAUGCAGCUGGAGGAUCCGCGCGGACGCAGUUACAGGCAGUUGCAGGACGAGCGCUGCUCCACGGAGUCGAUAGCCUUGCAGCAGUUGGUCAGUCAGCCGCAGACCUCGCACAACAGCUCGCCGUACCACGUCCAUCCCAGCAACAAUCUGACCGCGAUUCGGGCCUUCCAAGAGCGCCAGCAUCCCACGCUACACAACGUCUCCACCAGUCCACUGUUGUCGGCCUCCUCCAGGGGACAGUUGGAAAUGUCUUCACCUUUGCCUUUCCAACGUGCUCGCUUGGGUGCGAACCUUUCAAGGCGCUCCACCAUCCAGGAGACCUCGUUCACCACCCAAGCGGAAACGGAUGCGGUUGUUACCAAGAUCCAGAACAUGUUCCCCACCGCGGGCGAGAAUCACAUUCGCCUUCUGCUGAAGCGCUACUAUAACAGCGAGGCGGUCGUCAUCAGUGCCCUGCAGGUGGAGAAGCAUCCGGUGACCAUGCCCGGUCCCUUCGUGACGCCGCCCUCGCAGAGGCAUCUGUUCCACAGCAGCUCCGCCUUCUACAUGACGCCACCGGCACGUCGUCCGGACACGGUGGCUAGUCGGCGCACCUCGCGCACGGCCAGUCCCUUGCCCGGCGGACGCUUCGGUAGUCUCGUGAGCGUGCAGAGCGGUCCUGGUGGUCCAGGCGGUUCGGGGGGCCACCAGGGGGUCCUGCCCCCGGGCUCGGCUGUUCCGCCGGCUCUGCACGGAUCGCCCCUGUGGCGCAGCUCGCCCAGGCCGCAUUCCUCGCCCAAGAUGAAACUGAGAUACAUGAAGAAUAUAUUUCCCAAGGCGGAUGAAGAGCUGCUCUUGGAUAUCCUGGCAAACGCGGAUAAUAAUGUGCAGUUCGCCUCGGAGAAGUUGAUUUCCUUGGGCUACACAAAACGCGAGAUGCAGCAGCCGCACAGGCCCAACAAUCGACCCCCGGAACUCAACCAGGAGCAGCAGGCUCCCGCGGAUCAGGGUGCAGUACACAUUCCUCUGAGACCCAAGGAGUACACAGAGGAGGAAAAGAAAAAAAUGCAAACUUUGCUCAAGGAGAAGUACCCACAAAUUGCCGAACGCAUUAUUCUGAUGGCCCUGGAGUCGGUUAACUAUGCCGAGGAUCGGGCCACCCAGAUCCUGCAGAUUGUCCAGGACGAGGAUGAGCAGAGGGCCCAGAAGCCGGCAACUUCGAAAACCAAACAUCUGGAGCUGACCAAGACCACGACGGGAACCGAGCAGGUGGAUGGUGCCACCGGAGACAGCCUGCCCACCGUGGUGGAGCCCACCACCUCAUCCAAACCGAAGCCACCGCACAAGCGCCACAUACUGCCAUCGAUCAAUGUCACCACACCAUCGACGUUCACCACCCAGAUCAUUUUGGCCCAGGCCACGCCCACACCAACGCCCACAGUGGAGGAGAAGCUGGAGACCCAUCUGUCAUCCAUAUCGAGCGCAUCCUCAUCGCAUUCAUAUGCCUCACCCGCACAAUCACCCCGCAUCGGGCAGAAAAGCUACGAGCGCCUGACCACCAAGGGCAUCCUGGCCAAGAGCGGCUAUACCCAUUAUGGCCACAGCGAUACCAAUAACUACAGCAUCGGCGGCUACCUGCAUGGCUCCUCGAAUGCUAGCUCCUACUCCUCCUACUCCGCAUCAAUGACGUCUUCAUCGCUGGCCUCGUCGGCCCAGUCCAACUCCUCAUCCAUCGCGAGGAGGCCAGCAGCAUUCGAAAGUCGCGCUCGCACCAAAACCGAUUCACUGAAGCAUCGUCAACACUCCUCGGGUUUUGGAAACUCGAACAGUUCGGAAUCGGCAGAGUUUCAAUCAAUCAUCGAAAGAAUGGCUAGUUUGGGACCCAAUUCUCAGCUAAGCAAGGGCGCAGAUGAAAAUCUUCUACUAGCUGACUACGUCACCUGGAAUGGACCCAAUACGAAGCUGCUCCAAAAGCAGGCCACUCAAGGACCAGACGCAAGUCUCUUGACCGAAAGGAGCUACAAGCCCAGGGGCGGAAACUCGGAACUUUGCAAAGGAGCCCAGUCGGGGUUGGCUAAGGGCAGCAUUUACGCCCAAGGCAGCAACAAGAGUCCCAACAUCAAAUGCAACUAGGCGGGAGUUCCCCAACUCGAAUCUCCCCCAGAGUGCCAAACUACAGGGGAUUAAUCUUAGUACAUGGAUAAGCACCACCCUUCAAAAGUUCAGACUUACCAGUUAUUUGUGUCGUAAAGUGUUUUUGCUCUUCCCCCGAAACCCUCCCAAACACUCCACGAGUACGUAGAUCUCAAGACCCAAAAAUAAAGACAUUCCAUCCAAGCUCCAAUUAUUUUUAGUAACUCGUAAAUAAACAGACUUUAAAACUAACAAACUUA